UUGCUGAGCCACCUCUGAAAAACUCAGGCCUGCAGCCUGGAAGAGAUAGGCCCAGGUGGACAGUGUGCAUACAGGAGAGAGACAGCUCCUCGCAAGAUGAGCAGCCCAGUGCAUCGAGUGUCGCUGGGGGACACCUGGAGCCUGCGCAUGAACCCUGACAUAGAGAGCGAGAGGCAGGCACCAUCCUUUGACGUGGAAAGACUCACCAACAUCCUUGACAGAGGGGCCCAGAACACUGCACUCCGCAGGAACGUUGAAAGCAUUAUCUACAGUGACCCCGUGUUUAACCUUCAGAGCAGUCAUUUCAUGACGCCCAAUGAGCAUUAUGAGGCUGCGCUACACAACAGAUUCCAUGUCCAGAAGCUGGCACAGCGUCUAGGCUGGCAGGAAGAUGGUAGUGAAUUCAAUUACGUUAACAGAGCCCUUUCCGGAGCCAUAGGCUUGGGCUUACAAAGUAUCUUCAUAAACACCCUCAAGAGCCUGGGCUCGGAGGAACAGAUUGCUAAAUGGGGCCCGCUCUGCAAAACCUUCCAGAUCAUCACAACGUACGCCCAGACAGAGCUAGGACACGGGACAUACCUUCGGGGCCUGGAGACUGAAGCCACCUAUGAUCCAUCCACCCAGGAAUUCGUGAUCCAUAGUCCUACAAUGACUGCCACCAAAUGGUGGCCUGGGGACCUGGGACGGACAGCCACCCAUGCUCUGGUCCUGGCCCAGCUGAUCUGCUCCGGAGCCCGGCAGGGCAUGCAUGGCUUUAUUGUGCCCAUCAGGAGCCUCCAGGACCAUUCUCCACUGCCAGGAAUCACCACUGGGGACAUUGGGCCCAAGAUGGGCAUAAAUCAAGUAGACAAUGGCUUCCUGCAGCUGCACCACGUGCGAGUCCCCAGGGAGAACAUGCUGAGUCGAUUUGCAGAGGUCCUGCCAGAUGGCACCUACAUAAGGCAUGGAACAGCACAGAGCAACUAUCUUGGCAUGCUGGUGACCCGGGUAAAGCUGCUGUUGAAUGGGAUCCUCCCCAACCUGCAGAAGGCUUGUGUCAUCUCCCUGCGCUACUCCGUCAUCCGCCGCCAGUCCCAGCUCCGGCCCAGUGACCCAGAGGCAAAAAUCCUGGACCACCAGACUCAGCAGCAGAAGCUCUUUCCACAGUUGGCCAUGAGUUACGCCUUAUAUUUCCUGGCUAUCAGCCUCACAGAAUUCUUCCAGCAAUCCCAUGACGCCGUUCUGAACAAGGACUUCACCCUCCUGCCUGAGCUCCAUGCACUGAGCACCGCGGGGAAGGCCACGAUCUCGGACUUCUGUACUCAGGGGGCUGAGCAGUGCCGCAGGGCCUGUGGUGGACACGGCUACUCAAAGAUGAGCGGGCUGCCCACACUGGUCACCGAAGUGACAGCCUCCUGUACCUACGAGGGUGAAAAUACAGUGCUCUACCUGCAGGUGGCCAGGUUUCUGGCAAAGAACUACCUGCAGGCUCAGCUGUCCCCCACAAAGCGCAAGCCCCUCCCUCAGUCUGUCGCCUAUCUUGCCAUGCCUGACCAGAGCAGGUGCCCUGCACAGAUGGCAGCUGACUUCCUCCUCCCAGAGCUCUACGUCACAGCCUGGGCACACGUUGCAACCAGACUCAUAAAGGACGCAGCCCAGUGCGUACAGACCCUCAUCCAAUCCGGGGCUGACCAGCAGGAGGCUUGGAACCAGACCACUAUCAUCCAAGUCCAGGCCGCUAAGGCACACUGCUACUACAUGAUUGUGAAGACUUUUAAGGAAGCUGUGGAGAAACUAGACCGUGAACCAGCCAUUCAGAAGGUGCUCAAGCGCCUCUGUGACCUCUGUGCCUUACAUGGCAUCUUGACCAACUCAGGUGACUUUCUCCAUGACGGCUACCUGUCAGGGGCCCAAGCAGACAUGGUGAGAGCAGCCUACUUGGACCUCCUCCGCCUGAUCCGGAAGGAUGCUAUCUUGUUAACAGAUGCGUUUGACUUCACGGAUCGGUGUUUGAAUUCAGCACUUGGCUGUUAUGAUGGAAAUGUGUAUGAACGUCUAUUCCACUGGGCUCAGAAGUCACCAGCCAAUACUCAGAAAAAUCCUGCCUAUGAGAAAUAUAUCAGACCACUGCUACAAAGUUGGAGAGCCAGGCUCUAAAGCAACCAACAGUGUUGGAGAAGCAGCAGCCUGGUGGAGCCACAGCACACAAAAUGAAACGGGAAACCCACACAUACAAAAGGAAAUAUUAAAUUACGUAUUUCUAGAGUCAUCUUUGGAAAUAUGGUCUGAAGUAUUACCAGUUGAAACAACAUCUGGAUUUACUUCAAAAUAGUCCUUAGAAGGAAAAAGGGAGAGUAUUGAAUGUGAUCAAUAAACGGGCACCUGGGUGCUCACCAUUUGCUCUG
Messenger RNA from Dipodomys spectabilis (banner-tailed kangaroo rat), 2384 nucleotides. It is a transcript of the gene Acox2, whose product is annotated as acyl-CoA oxidase 2. Gene Ontology annotation, cellular component: peroxisome. The record is from RefSeq and is a predicted model, not a curated record. The coding region runs from base 97 to 2136 and encodes 679 amino acids. NCBI's taxonomy places the organism in Eukaryota, Metazoa, Chordata, Mammalia, Rodentia, Heteromyidae. Gene Ontology annotation, molecular function: fatty acid binding; FAD binding. The transcript is spliced from 15 exons. Gene Ontology annotation, biological process: fatty acid beta-oxidation using acyl-CoA oxidase; lipid homeostasis; very long-chain fatty acid metabolic process.